UUUAGGAAUCAUAUUGAGAAAUCAAAAAACUGAAGAUUUUCCUAAACCACAGCCACAUCCUUUAAAAUUUAUUGACAGUUUUAGUCAUUAACGUUUCGCUAAAUGCAUUCAAAGUCGUAUCAGUGACAUCUGGACAAAAUGGAGCUUCUUUGAUUUUAAAAUGUGGGGUUGAAAAUCUAGAGAAGGACAUUGACCAAUCAAGAGCAAUAUCGGGGGACCUACGCAGUCGGAUUAGUUGGGUUGACCAAUUAGGCAGGACUAUUUCAGCCAGAGCUAGUUCGGAAACGGAAACCAGUUUUGUCACCCAUAGAGGCGAAUUGGCGCUGCUGCCCUUGCAAGCGUCUCAACCAGUUUCCUAUUGGUGCUUGCUGGACGAAACUAAGUUGUCAAAGAUAAGCGUUCAAAUUGAAAAUUCUGAAGAGUCUGAGAGUGAUUAAAAUGAAUUUGUGUUGGAGCCAAGAGACACAGAGGCGAUUGCUCACUCGACCGAGUUUGUCCAGUUCGACUGCAUAGGCCCCAAUGGGCACAACUGCUGUACAACCAGAAGUUGAUUGAGACAAUUAAAUUGGAGAUCAGUAAAAUCUUGACGGCAAAACUUUAUGGUCUUCGUAGCAACUUGACCUACUACGCGCAGGUGGCUGCUGUAAAUGAAGCUGGCAAGGGAGAGUGGUCGAAGCCUCUGAAGAAACGCGCCCCUCCAAGAGUUCCCGAGAAACCUGAGAACGCGUGGAUUUUGAUGCACCGAGGCCCACCCUGCUCUUUCGAAGUGUUUGGCAAGUUCCUCAAAGAAGACUUCGUAGAGCAAAUACAUCUCGACUACUCCUUCAAUAUAGGAAGCGAAGUGUCAGGCGAUUCAGAAGUGAAAUAUUUCAUGCUGCUGUUUCCGAGAGAGUUUGAGAAAAAUACAGAGGCAUGCAGUCAUGAAGGAUGUAUCUCCGUGUCUGUAUUUUUCUCAAACUCUCUCGGAAACAGCAGCAGGAAAUUUUUCACUUCUGAAUCGCCUGACAGCAAAAAAUAUUCUUCCGAGCAAGGGAGCAGAGGUUAGAUUGGAUGCGUUCAACAACUUCAACGAAGACACGACAUCGCGAGAAAGUUUGAUUUCAUGGAAUCAUAAGGAAAUAGUGAAAGUGCAGAAUUUCUCACUGAGUAUAGUCCACUUGGUAGAUGAGUUCACAAAUGAUAUGCCCGAGUUAGGAGUGACUAGUUAUGACUAUUCAGCUAAAAUAGUCGGGUUGACUCCGAAUCAGAAAUGUGAAAUAACUAUUGCAGCCAAUGGUUUCUUCGGGAAUUGUGCAAAAACGAGUGCGAUUAUCACAACAGAACCCGAUAUUCCGGACGCAAUACCGAGUAUACCAGACUACACAAUUAAGUCACGCAGAGUAGAACUAUCCGGUCUCUCAGUCUCUGACAAGAAACUGAAUGGAAAUCUAGUCAAAUACGAGUUACAGUACAAGCUGAGAGAGAAUUCAACAGCCGACUGGCAGAGCAUGUUUUCAUCGGGAGACAGUAGUAGAAUGAGUAGUGGUAGGCAGUUGCAAUUAAACAGCAUGUAUGAGAUGAGACUGGCAGUGUGUUAUCAGAUGGGAAGAGGACCAUGGACUCACCUGUUCUACGUCUUCGUCACACAGGACGAAAUAACAAAACCACCUCGGGAGUGAAAGUGGAAGUGGCCGAGGGAGUGCCGGCGCUUCUUUUGUGACACUGAGUCGGCACCACUCUCCCAGUCAGAACUAGAACUCGGUUCUAGGUGCUCUCAACAUUAACGCAUACCAGGUGUGUUAUGGCAAGUCCCAACUGCACAUGGCGUGUGAGUUGGGAGCAGUGGGGGGAGGUGACAGUGGGACUUCCUUGACUGUGGAUGGUCUAGUGGGCUUCACUGAGUAUGUGUUCCAAGUGGGUGCUUUCAACCACCUGGGAUUGGGACCACUCUCCUAUCCAAUCACAGUCACCACGGACAUAGGCGCUAUUGCCGUCGAGUGUUUCGAAAUUAUCAGUGGAUGUCGUGACUGACUCUCUUGUGGUGGUUGAGUGGAGUAGUCCAGUACCUGCUCAGGGACCAAUUGAGGACUACUUGAUCACCUACCG
This is a messenger RNA of Symsagittifera roscoffensis, 2085 nucleotides long. RefSeq lists its product as uncharacterized. The record is from RefSeq and is a predicted model, not a curated record. Lineage: Eukaryota; Metazoa; Xenacoelomorpha; Acoela; Convolutidae. Gene Ontology annotation, molecular function: protein binding. The transcript has 10 exons. Bases 921 to 1658 code for a protein of 245 amino acids.